This is a messenger RNA of Nanorana parkeri, 2751 nucleotides long. It is a transcript of the gene DYRK1A, whose product is annotated as dual specificity tyrosine phosphorylation regulated kinase 1A. The record is from RefSeq and is a predicted model, not a curated record. Gene Ontology annotation, cellular component: nucleus. NCBI's taxonomy places the organism in Eukaryota, Metazoa, Chordata, Amphibia, Anura, Dicroglossidae. The transcript is spliced from 12 exons. Bases 474 to 2735 code for a protein of 753 amino acids. Gene Ontology annotation, molecular function: transcription coactivator activity; protein serine/threonine kinase activity; ATP binding. Gene Ontology annotation, biological process: protein autophosphorylation; peptidyl-threonine phosphorylation; positive regulation of DNA-templated transcription.
GGUGCCCCGGUCUCCGGUAUGAGGAAGAGGGGGAGUCAGUGGAGGGGUUAGCGGUGGUUUCCCCGUCCUCCUCAUUCUUCCUCCUUCGCUGGCAGGCUGCGCAGCUUUGGAAACGCGCGCCAUUUUGUAACUCCCCCUUCCCUCCCCCCUUCUCCCUCCAUCCUGCACGGCGGCCGGGACCAGAGAAUCCGCCAGCAGCAGCAGAAGAGCCGGGGAUCUCCGCGAUAUGCUGGCCAGCGCCGGGGAGUGGGGGGGAUGAGGAUGAUAAUAAUGAUGAUGAGGAGCAGGAUGACGGCGUGAGGAGGAAGCAGCCCAGCUUCUAUCUAUGUGUGACUGUGUGCGGCUCGAUGUGACUGGACGGCCGUCUGGCAGCAGCAGCAGCGGGGGGACUAGAGGCGCCGGAGGACACGGUGUUGCGGUUUGCUGCUGGACUCUCCCCUCCAUUCGCAGGAUAUGAGACUUGAAAGAAAACGAUGCAUACAGGAGGCGAGACUUCAGCAUGCAAACCGUCAUCUGUGCGGCUUGCACCCUCAUUUUCAUUCCAUGCUGCCGGUCUACAGAUGGCUGGACAAAUGCCGCACUCUCAUCAGCAGUACAGUGACCGGCGUCCACAAAACCUAAAUGACCAACAAGUACCUGCCUUACCUUUCAAUGACCAGAUUCAGCAACCGUUGCCUAACCAGCGACGGAUGCCCCAAACUUUUCGUGAACCGACUACAGCACCUUUAAGGAAACUGUCAGUUGACUUGAUCAAAACAUACAAACAUAUUAAUGAGGUCUACUAUGCAAAAAAGAAACGGCGGCAUCAGCAAGGACAAGGGGACGAUUCCAGUCACAAGAAGGAGAGAAAGGUAUACAAUGAAGGCUACGAUGACGACAACUACGACUACAUCGUUAAGAAUGGCGAAAAGUGGAUGGAUCGCUAUGAGAUAGAUUCCUUAAUUGGGAAAGGUUCCUUUGGCCAGGUUGUAAAGGCAUAUGAUCGUGUGGAGCAGGAGUGGGUGGCAAUUAAAAUCAUAAAGAACAAGAAAGCUUUCCUAAAUCAAGCCCAGAUUGAAGUACGACUUCUAGAGCUGAUGAACAAACAUGACACGGAGAUGAAAUACUAUAUCGUGCAUUUAAAGCGCCAUUUUAUGUUCAGAAACCACCUCUGCCUCGUGUUUGAAAUGCUCUCCUACAACCUGUACGACUUGCUACGCAACACCAACUUUCGUGGUGUUUCUCUCAACCUGACACGAAAGUUUGCACAGCAGAUGUGCACUGCACUGCUAUUCCUGGCAACUCCAGAACUGAGUAUCAUUCACUGUGACCUAAAGCCUGAAAAUAUCCUGCUUUGUAAUCCCAAGCGAAGCGCCAUUAAGAUUGUCGACUUUGGAAGCUCCUGCCAACUAGGGCAAAGGAUAUACCAAUAUAUUCAGUCUCGCUUCUAUCGGUCUCCAGAGGUUUUACUGGGAAUGCCUUAUGACCUUGCGAUUGACAUGUGGUCCCUUGGGUGCAUUUUAGUAGAAAUGCAUACUGGAGAGCCCCUCUUUAGUGGAGCCAAUGAAGUCGACCAGAUGAAUAAAAUAGUGGAAGUUUUGGGAAUCCCACCUGCUCACAUUCUCGACCAAGCACCAAAAGCCAGGAAGUUCUUUGAGAAGACGCCAGAUGGCACUUGGAACUUAAAGAAGACCAAAGACGGGAAAAAGGAGUACAAACCACCAGGAACACGGAAACUUCAUAACAUACUUGGAGUGGAAACUGGAGGUCCGGGAGGUCGGCGGGCAGGGGAAUCGGGUCACACUGUAGCGGACUACUUGAAGUUUAAAGACCUCAUUUUAAGGAUGCUAGAUUAUGAUCCCAAAACGCGGAUCCAGCCGUACUAUGCUCUCCAACAUAGUUUCUUCAAGAAAACUGCUGACGAAGGUACAAAUACAAGUAACAGUGUAUCUACAAGUCCAGCUAUGGAGCAGUCUCAAUCAUCGGGAACCACCUCAAGCACAUCCUCUAGCUCAGGUGGCUCAUCUGGGACAAGUAAUAGUGGAAGAGCAAGGUCUGAUCCAACCCAUCAACACAGACACAGUGGAGGACACUUUACUGCUGCUGUUCAAGCUAUGGACUGUGAGACACACAGUCCUCAGGUUCGACAACCGUUUCCUCCACCCGUGGGUUGGACUGUCACUGAAGCCCCCACACAGGUCACCAUUGAAACCCACCCAGUCCAAGAGACGACAUUUCACGUUCCCCCUUCACAAAACGUAUCGCAUCAUCAUGGGAAUAGUUCUCACCACCUUCAUCACCACCAUCACCACCACCACCAUGGACAGCAAUCGCUGGGUAGCCGGACGAGGCCCAGGGUCUACAACUCGCCAUCCAACAGCUCCUCCACCCAAGAUUCUAUGGAGGUCGGUCAUAGCCACCACUCCAUGACAUCCUUGUCUUCCUCAACUACUUCUUCCUCGACCUCUUCUUCGUCUACUGGCAACCAAGGCAACCAGGCCUACCAAAACCGCCCCAUGGCUGCUAACACCUUGGACUUCGGACAGAAUGGAACUAUGGACGUUAAUUUAACAGUCUAUUCAAAUCCUCGCCAAGAGACUGGCAUCACCAGCCAUCCGACGUUCCCAUAUUCUACAAACACGGGCCCUGCCCACUAUGUAACUGAGGGACAUCUGACAAUGAGGCAAGGCAUUGAUAGAGAAGAAUCUCCCAUGACAGGAGUUUGUGUUCAGCAAAGUCCUGUUGCAAGCUCGUGACUAAGUUCAGUUUAGG